UGAAGGUAGCACGUUGAACUGAAAGCUGUGGGAGUUCUGCGACAGAAGGCCUGCGGUGGAGUCCAGUGUCCGGUGGGAAUCCGGAUCCGGCCAGGUGUAGGUCUCCUGGGUAUGGAUCUUGUGUGGAGUGCGUGGUGCGGGAAGUGCGUCAAAGAGAAAGGGUCGUCGCCACUUUGGGCCCAGCGCAUCGUGGUCGCCUGGCUCAGUAGGGCCGAGUGGGAUCAGGUGACGGUGUAUCUCUUUUGUGAUGACCAUAAAUUGCAGCGGUACGCCCUGAACCGCAUCACCGUGUGGAGGAGUAGGUUAGGCAACGAACUACCCCUGGCAGUGGCUUCUACUGCUGACCUGGUACGCUGUAAGCUCAUGGAUGUAGCUGGUGGCUUGGGCCCUGAUGAACUUAGACUGCUCUAUGGCAUGGCGUUGGUCAGGUUUGUGAAUCUUAUCUCAGAGAGGAAGACAAAGUUUGUCAAGCUCCCUCUCAAGUUCCUGGCUCAGGAGAUAAACAUUCCGGAUUGGAUUGUUGAACUUCGCCAUGAGUUGACACACAAGAAAAUGCCCCAUAUAAAUGACUGCCGCAGAGGCUGUUACUUUGUUCUGGAUUGGCUCCAGAAGACCUACUGGUGCCGCCAGCUGGAGAACAGCCUGAGAGAAACCUGGGAGCUGGAGGAGGAUAGGGAAGAGACAGAUGAAGAAGACCAAGAGGAAGAUAAAAAUAUUGUAGUUGAUGACAUCACAGAACAGAAACCAGAGCCUAUGGAUAAAGGGAAAGGUGCAGAACUGGAUAUCAGGGUUGAUGGAGACAGUGAAGGCAACAAAGAGGUUGAUUCACAUUUGAAAAAGGCUCUGAGACAUAAAGAGCUAUAUGAAAGAGCCCGAGAACUGCUGGUCUCCUACGAAGAGGAGCAGUUUAAGGUGCUGGAGAAAUUUAGGCAUUUACCUCAGGCUGUUAAAGCAUGGAACAACCUGUCUCCACCUGUAGAAUGCAUCCUGGCAGAGCUCAAAGGCAUUACAUGUGAGAACAGGGAGGCUGUGUUGGAUGCUUUUCUGGAUGAUGGCUUUCUCAUCCCCACAUUUGAACAGUUGGCAGCUUUGCAGAUAGACUACGAAGAUGGUCAGACUGAGGUCCAGAGAGGGGAAGGUACUGACCCAAAAUUACACAAAAACGUGGACCUGAGUGACAUCCUGGUGCCAAAGCCAUUCUCUCAAUUCUGGCAGCCUCUGCUCAGGGGCCUGCACUCCCAGACCUUCACACAGGCCCUGCUGGAGAGGUUGCUCUCUGAGCUGCCAGCCUUGGGUGACAGCGGGAUCCGGCCCACCUACAUCCUCAGAUGGACCAUUGAACUGAUUGUGGCUAACACCAAAACUGGACGGAAUGCCCGCCGAUUUUCUGCAAGCCAGUGGGAAGCCAGAAGGAGUUGGAGGCUAUUCAACUGCUCUGCCUCUCUUGACUGGCCCCGGGUGGUUGAGUCCUGCUUGGGGUCCCCUUGCUGGGCCAGUUCCCAACUCCUUCAGCUCGUCUUCAAAGCCAUGGGACAGGUCCUGCCAGACGAGGAGCAGGAAAGGCUGCUGCGCAUCUGUUCCAUUUAUACCCAGACUGGAGAGAACAGCCUAGUACAGGAGGGCUCAGAGGCCUCCCCCAUCGGGAAGUCUCCUUACACAUUGGACAGCCUGUAUUGGAACCUCAAACCAGCUGGUUCCUUUGGAAUUGAAGGAGAACCCCAGCAGCAGGAGGAGCAGGGCGGCCUUAAUGAUCUCAAGAAAGAUGAAAAAGAGGAGAAAGAUCUGGAAGAUCAGGUGGAGGAGGAGGAAGAGGAAAAUGAUGACCAGAAGUGGGAGGAGGAGGAAGAAGAUGAAGAUGAUGAAGAUGAAGAUGAGGAGGAGGAAGAGGUGGAGGAGGAAGAUAGAAUGGAGGUGGGGCCUUUAUCUACUGGGGAGGAGUCUCCCACUGCUGAGAAUGCCAGGCUCCUGGCCCAGAAAAGAGGAGCUUUGCAGGGCUCUCCAUGGCAAGUUAGCUCUGAAGAUGUACGAUGGGAUACCUUCCCCUUAGGCCUAAUGCCAGGUCAGACUGAGGACCCAGCAGAGCUUAUGCUGGAGAAUUAUGACACCAUGUAUCUUUUGGACCAGCCUGUGCUAGAGCAGCGGCUGGAACCCCCAACAUGCAAGACUGGCACCCUUGGCUUGAACUGUGGUGUGGGCAGUGACAACUGCAGCAACAGUAGCAACAGCAGCAGCAACUUGGAGGGCCUUCUCUGGAGCCAGGGCCAGCUGCAUGGACUCAAAACUGGCCUGCAGCUCUUCUGAUGCCCACACUGGUGCAAAGUGUUUCUCCAGCUCUGCUGCAGCAACAGCCCCUUCACUGCCCCUGUUGUCCCCCUGCUCCUGGCCCCCACCAGUGCACCUGAUGCUCCAUGAAACAACCUGGGAGUCCCACUUCAGCCGUAUCAGCUCAGCUUUCUGCCACAAUGGAAUUUUGAAUGUUUUGGGGUUUUUUAAAGUUUUGUUUUGAAGAACAAUAAACAGGCAACUGUUAAUUUUGGUGUUUAUAAGAUAAGGGGGUGUGUGCUGGGGCAGACCAGUGUAGUACUUGCUUUUUUCUGAGGGACCCAGAGAAGAUGUGAUUGUAACAGGACUUUAAGCAAAAGCCUGGUCCUUUGGCUCCUUGGGCCCACUGCUCCUAAUUGUUUUCACCACCAGGCCCCACUCAUACUUUCUUCCUGAUUUGAACCAUUUUCAUUCCUCUCUGCUGUAGAAUUGGGCCAGCUCACUUAGAAGCAUCAGGCUCCAGAAGAGAGAUGUUGCUAUAGAGCCCAGCAGCAUCAGGAGAAUCUGCUCAGAACCUCCCUGACAGUGGGAAGCCCCAGGCCUUCCUGAUGUUACCUGGCAGGCUUUUGGCUCAUUUCCUUGCUUACUCUCACUAAACAGCAAUUGAAAACCAAAAAGAAACCUUUAUUUUUCCACUCCUUUGGCCUGGAAAAGAUAGAGUGGACAUGACUGUGAUAGACACUGAAGCUAGAGGAAUAUCUUAUCGGCUGACAUAGAGCUUCUGUAUGUCACAUAACUCUGCCAGACAAGAGUGCCUACUCUGCCAGCUCUGAGCUGCCAAGAGACAGGGAAGAAUAUGUUCACACCCCUCUGAGCCCUCUGCCAAGUGAGAAAAGACAAAUUGCCAUUCAUAUAACCUGAAGUUCUGUGGAGGGAGCCCUCCUGUGCCACAUGUUCUUUGUUUUUCUCAGGGUUAUAUUUUGAUGGUGGAGGUUGAUUGAGGUGAAGCCUGGCUACCGUAUUACCAGUCCUCUGGAGAGAGUGAUAGCUGAGCAAGAGAGUGGGCAUUUCCGCAGGGCCAAGUUGGCCCCAGACAAGGGGAAGCAUAGGACAGAACUAGGCAGCAUUCUAGACAAGAAGCUGGCCCAAGGAGUGGCUGAGCUAAGGAAUGAAGGAGAGGGCUUAUGCUAUGAAAAUGCCAAGGAGAAAUUUAGUGAAAUGUCAUGUCUGACAACGUCAAAAGGUUAAUUUGAGGUAGGACCCAUAGGAAGUCUCCAACACUUAUUAAAGUAUAUCCUGAAUAUC
This is a messenger RNA of Neogale vison (American mink), 3567 nucleotides long. It is a transcript of the gene LAS1L, whose product is annotated as LAS1 like ribosome biogenesis factor. Bases 112 to 2301 code for a protein of 729 amino acids. Gene Ontology annotation, biological process: maturation of LSU-rRNA; maturation of 5.8S rRNA. NCBI's taxonomy places the organism in Eukaryota, Metazoa, Chordata, Mammalia, Carnivora, Mustelidae. The transcript is spliced from 14 exons. The record is from RefSeq and is a predicted model, not a curated record. Gene Ontology annotation, molecular function: endonuclease activity. Gene Ontology annotation, cellular component: preribosome, large subunit precursor; Las1 complex.